This is a messenger RNA of Rhododendron vialii, 1321 nucleotides long. RefSeq names its product AT-hook motif nuclear-localized protein 20-like. The record is from RefSeq and is a predicted model, not a curated record. Lineage: Eukaryota; Viridiplantae; Streptophyta; Magnoliopsida; Ericales; Ericaceae. Bases 255 to 1100 code for a protein of 281 amino acids. Gene Ontology annotation, cellular component: nucleus. The transcript has a single exon. Gene Ontology annotation, molecular function: minor groove of adenine-thymine-rich DNA binding; DNA-binding transcription factor activity.
UUGGAGCACUCUUAUGUGUUGUUUUUAAUUCACAGUAUCAUCUACAAUCACUCUCUCUCUCUCUCUCUCUCUCUCUCUCUCUCUCUCCCUUUACUUGAUUCCGUAAGCUACCAGGACUGCAUCUAAUUCUCCUAUUCUAGUUUCACACUCCAUACCUCUUUCUCAAUGGAACUGUAUUGGCCCUUGUUUCAGAGUUAAUAUCUGGGUUCUCACUUCUCUCUUUUUUCAUAGUUUUGUUCAUCGAAUUCGCAACAAUGGCUAACCGGUGGUGGACAGGCGUCCAGGUGGGCUUGCCGGGAAUUGAUCCGGCAACCAGCUCACCUAAGCAAGAUCUUGAAAUCUCCAUGAACCAAAAAGCUUCCAACAAUUCUAUUAGAGAUGACGACGAAGAAGACGAGGACAGAGAUAAUAGGGAUGAGCUGAACGAGGGCGCGGUGGUGGAGCCUGGGUCACGUAGACCAAGGGGUCGCCCUCCAGGAUCGAAAAACAAGCCCAAACCCCCAAUCUUUGUCACUAGAGACAGCCCUAACGCGCUGCGUAGCCAUGUCAUGGAGAUAGCCGGAGGGACCGAUGUCGCAGAGAGCAUCGCCCAAUAUGCCCGGAGGCGUCAACGAGGGGUUUGCGUUCUGAGCGGAAGCGGUUCGGUCGCCAACGUGACACUGAGGCAGCCGGCCGCGCCAGGCGCUGUGAUGGCACUUCACGGAAGGUUUGAGAUUCUUUCAUUGACAGGGACAUUUCUGCCUGGACCAUCCCCACCUGGUUCCACUGGCCUAACUAUUUACCUGGCAGGCGGGCAGGGGCAAGUGGUGGGGGGAAGUGUGGUCGGUUCACUGGUGGCGGCAGGACCAGUCAUGAUCAUUGCCGCCACAUUUUCUAAUGCUACCUAUGAGAGGCUGCCUCUAGAGGAUGACGAUGAUGUUGGUAGCGCUGGGCAGGGUGAGCUGCCCAGCGCCACGGGAAGUGGCGGGGGACCACAACAACACGGUCUCCCUGAGCCUUCUUCUCUUCCAACUUACAAUUUGACACCAAAUCUAUUGCCUAAUGGGGGGCAACUUAAUCAUGAUCCAUACAAUUGGAAUCAUGCCAGGCCUCCUUAUUGAAGGGGGCAAGACCUAGAGAUCAGACAGUACUGUAACCUUAACAAUGUUCAAUAAGCAAAAGGGGAGAAAGGGUUUAGCCUCAUGAAUCCUUAAUGGUGUUGUAUUGAUAGGUAUUUAGGAAUAGCAAAUUCUAGAGGACAAAGCUUAUUCCUAUGUAAAUUAGGCUUCUUUUGUGUUGUUUCCUUUAAGUUUGCAAUAAAAAAAAGCCCCAGGUUUGCUUA